Molecule: messenger RNA, 2004 nt
Organism: Schistocerca americana (American grasshopper)
Lineage: Eukaryota; Metazoa; Arthropoda; Insecta; Orthoptera; Acrididae
Gene: sr
Product: early growth response protein 4
Exons: 3
Coding region: 86-1858 (590 amino acids)
Biological process (GO): regulation of transcription by RNA polymerase II
Molecular function (GO): DNA-binding transcription factor activity, RNA polymerase II-specific; RNA polymerase II cis-regulatory region sequence-specific DNA binding
Source: RefSeq, a predicted model, not a curated record
ACGCCGCGGCAGCGCCGGGAAAUGCGUCGGUGUCGCCGGAGGAGGCGCCGCCACCGCGCCCGCCAGCACCUGCUCGCCGCCGACAAUGAUCAUGGACGGCGUCGAGACGCUGGCGCCGCACCCGCCCCUGCUGCACCCGCACCCGCUCUUCCUGCCGGCCGAGAGCGCGGCCGCCGCCGCCGUGGCCGCAGCCGCCCACCACUUCAACGUGCUCAGCUUCGACUGCCUGUACUCCAGCAAAGACGCGGUCGCGGGCGCGGCCGGCUCGCCUUCCAGCCCGGCCACCGCCGCCUCCGCCGCCGCCUCCUCCACCGUCCCCGCGCCGCUCGCGGCGGAGCCGGCCGCCCCCGAGCCGCAACCCGGAGACCUAAACACGCCCGUCACCACCUCCGGGGACAUUCCGUCCUUCUUCGGACCGUCCACCGUAGUCGAGCCACCUCCCAUUACAGGUUCGUUGGACCCCGAGGAGCUGUCGCUGGAACCCUCCGCUGCUGGAACGCCGUCAGCCGCGACCGCGAGUCCCGCCCUCGUCGACGCCAAGCCGGAGGCGCGCCUCAGCCCGGAGCCGGGCACGAGCGCCGCCCCCGCGCCCUCCUCCGCCCCCGCCUCCGCCUCCGCCGCCACGCCGGACGAAGAGUCGAGCAACACCGCCGGCAGCACCAUGUACCCCGGAUCACAGGGCAGGGUCAGCUACAGGGGCAUCUUCACGGCCACCGCGAGCGACCAGUGGCUGACCGACAAGCUGGCGCAGCAGCAGCAGCAACAGCAGCAACAACAGCAGCAGCAGCAGCAGUUCUUCGGCCUGGCGCCGCCGCAGUCGUACCCCGGCAGCCCGGCCAGCGGCGCGUACGAAGAUGUGCGGACCCAGCAGCAGCAGCAAGCGGAGCUGCUGGGGCUGUCCAUGGACAACCUACCGCUGAAGCAGCCGCCCGGCUACCCCAGCUGCGUCAGCGACGUCUCGCAGCAGCCCGAGCUGUACGGCCGGCCGUCGGGCAAGUACCCCUGGCUGGAGCAGCAGGAGUACGCCGCGGCGGCAGCGGCGGCGGGACCCUCCGGGCUCGUCCCCAAGCAGGAGCCGCCCACCUCCGCCGCCGCCGCGGUGGUCGCCGCCGCCGCGGCCGCCGUCUUCGGCGGCGACGUCCAACAGCCGCCGUCGGCGCAGGGCAACGGCGGCGAGCAGACGCAGCGCCCGUCGCAGGCGUAUUCCCCUCAGGUGCAGCUCGCCGAGUACAACCCGUCCACCAGCAAGGGCCACGAGAUCCUGUCGCAGGUGUACCAGCAGUCGAACGUACCGCUCAAGCUGGUGCCGGUGAAGCCGAGGAAGUACCCCAACCGGCCGAGCAAAACGCCGGUGCACGAGCGGCCGUACGCGUGCCCCGUCGAGAACUGCGACCGACGCUUCUCGCGGUCCGACGAGCUGACGAGGCACAUCCGCAUCCACACGGGGCAGAAGCCGUUCCAGUGCCGCAUCUGCAUGCGCUCCUUCUCGCGCUCCGACCACCUCACGACGCACAUCCGCACGCACACGGGGGAGAAGCCCUUCAGCUGCGACGUCUGCGGCCGCAAGUUCGCGCGCUCCGACGAGAAGAAGCGGCACGCCAAGGUGCACCUCAAGCAGCGCAUGAAGAAGGAGAGCAAGCUGGUGACGAGCACGUCGACGGCGCAGCAGCAGCAGCAGCAGCAGCAACAGCAGCAGCAGCAGCAGCAGCAGCAGGCGCUGCACCACCACCACCACCUGUCGCACCACCACCACGGCCACCCGCACGGCCACCACCCCCACGCACACGGCCACGCGUCGACGAGCGGCAUGCAGCAGGUGGAGGACGCUCUGGCGCUGCCGGUCACGACGUCACUUUGAGCCCCACCUGCCGGCUCUGCAGCCGGGCCACCACCACCACCGCCACCAUCACGAGCCGACGGCGAAGUCGAGGCCGAGGCCGAGAUCGACUCCGAACCCGAACACGAAUCCGAACCCGGAGCCGAAACCGAAGGCGACCCCGAACC